Messenger RNA from Morone saxatilis (striped sea-bass), 2546 nucleotides. It is a transcript of the gene pde6d, whose product is annotated as phosphodiesterase 6D, cGMP-specific, rod, delta. Gene Ontology annotation, biological process: sensory perception of light stimulus. The record is from RefSeq and is a predicted model, not a curated record. Lineage: Eukaryota; Metazoa; Chordata; Actinopteri; Moronidae. Gene Ontology annotation, cellular component: cytoplasm. The transcript is spliced from 5 exons. The coding region runs from base 203 to 655 and encodes 150 amino acids.
UAUUAAGCUGAUUGCAUUAUCGGAUCAGACUUAACCUGCAGUCCUACAAUAUAGAGUUAAGUACACAUAGUUUAUGCUUUUUUCAGGCAAGCAUUAGCUGGCAGUGUAGUUGGCUAACUUGCCAAUUUACAAUCAACAGCAGCUUUGUUAUUUCAUUUGAUCCUGGGUUUUCUGUAAGGAACGAAAGCAGACGAUUUCUGAAAUGUCUUCAGACGAAGACAGGGCCAAGGAAAUUUUGAAGGGCUUCAAACUAAACUGGAUGAAUCUUCGAGAUGCAGAGACAGGCAAAGUGCUUUGGCAGGGAACUGAGGACCUCUCUGUACCAGGAGUAGAGCAUGAAGCUCGCGUCCCGAAGAAGAUCCUGAAGUGUAAAGCAGUAUCAAGAGAACUGAACUUCUCCUCCUCAGAAAAGCUGGAGAAGUUCAGACUGGAGCAGAAAGUUUUCUUCAAAGGACAAUGUCUAGAAGAAUGGUUCUUUGAGUUUGGCUUUGUUAUCCCAAACUCCACCAAUACAUGGCAGUCUCUGAUAGAAGCAGCUCCAGAGUCCCAGAUGAUGCCAGCCAAUGUUUUAACUGGUAAUGUGAUCAUAGAGACCAAGUUCUUCGAUGAUGACCUCCAUGUCAGUACCUCCAGGGUACGACUUUUCUACGUCUGACCUCUGACCUCUGACUCUACCUUCCAAGAUGCUGAUGUCCUGCCAAGGUCUAUAAAUUACCAAGGUUAGCUACAAUUUGCAGCAGUAAACCGCUCAUUGCUGACUUGGGAUCAGUACAUUUGGGUGAAACCCAACUGUGGUCCCACACUCAGUGACGUGAGCUUUGUGUUUGGUUGUUCUCUUGUUUUGUGUUGACCGGGAAACUUCUUCUAGACCUUGGGAGAGGAAGAAGGGGAUCGAGCACUCUGUUGUUUCCUCUUUUCCAAAAUCAUCUCUCUCUGAUUUUACCCCCCAGACUGUUCCACUGUAAAUACAUUACCAUUGAUCUCAAGUCAUCCAGGGAGCCACUCUGAAGUUACACAAUUCAUGUUUUAUUUUUUUAUUAUUCUGCCCUCUCUCACUCCAAGGUUGCAUUUACUCAGGAACAGAAUACCAGACUUAUAACUUGUCUGAUCUGAUCUUCUCCUUUCUGUCUCAACUUGGAAACACUGCUCUCCAUGUGUUGUCUGUUUUAAACACAAGCUGUGUGUCAAGGAAGGAUGCAGCUCAGUGUCUGUCCUGAGUUUUGUUCAAAGGGUCUUUAUCAUAAAACACUAGGUAACAUUUCCUCUAGCUGUGUCCCAUCCCAGAGUCUUCCUCCUGUGAAGUCCACAUUUCCUGACAGAGUUUAUCAUCAUGGGUAAGUAAGGCUGCCCAAUUUAUCAAAAUAUUAUCGAAAUUCCAAUAUGGUCAAGUGCAAUAUCCAAAUCGCAGAAGCUACAAUAAAAAAAAAAAAAGGUCAAAUGUGUUACAAACAGCAUUAUAAUUAAGUUUUAUAGUGCUGCAGAGAUGCUCUGGCCUAUAUAUCCAAUUGUAAGCAUGUUUGUUUGGUACAGACCCCAAGAAAUGUAACAACAUCAUGUUUUUAAUAGUUUUUUUCACUAAAAAAGGAAAAUUGUGAUACAAAAAUUAUCAUUCCUGCUAAUUGAGAUUCAUCACAGUAUGAUUUGUUUUACUAUAUUGUGCAGCCCUACACAACAGGUGAACUGUUUGUAGUCCUCAGUAUCCCAGAAUCCUUUGCACUGGUCAGUUUUUGUCUACUUGUAAAGUCAGAAAAUGUUAUCAGAAAAAUGGCAGUUAAUGGAUAUAUUUUGACAUAUUUACUUGGUUGGCCAACAAUUCAACUCUGAAAUUUCCAGUUUUAUGAGUUGACAAGGACUGCCUAGAUGCAGGCACUAUUAAUGGUGGUCUCUGUGAGGCCAAGUAUUGAAACUGUUGAUGUAGCUUUAGUCCUCUGAAGGACACACCUUUGCAGGCAGCCUCUGAAGUGGGACACAGCUUCUGCCAACUAAACCUUUCCUGGUUUCUGACUGUGUUAACUAGUGUAGAACAGUGAGGUGUAAUGGAGGACCAAGCACCUUUUUUUUAUUCCAGUCCACCACAAGAGUCACUGGGUCGCCUCUUGUUUGUUUGCUGUUUGGAAGAAAAAUCUGCACAAUGUUGUCAAAAUGUUUGAAAAGCACUGUGUUUGAGGGACAUCCAUCAGCAAUCAGGAGGGGGUUUUGUUACAUUCUUUAUUUUGCUUGUAUUUACUUUCAGAGGUGAAAUAUACAACUUUCAGUCAGUGUAGACUAAGAUAAUUUCUUUAUCUUUUUCAUUUAUUUAUUCUUAAUAGUUAACAGCUUACAGUUUUAUCCCAACUAUACCCAAAUGUUAACAGCUGCUUAAGGUCUUUAACGCGGCUCUGCUCUGUACAUCCUGGCUAUAUUUUGAACUUUGACUUUCCAUCUAAUUCACUGUGUUCAUGUCAUUGGUUGUUUUUUCUUAGCUGUUAACUGAGCUGUGUAAAAUAGACUUGUGUUUUAAUAUGACAGGAGUUAUGGAUUAAAGUCAUCCAAUGUUGUAAUAACAA